UUUCCUUGGUAGAAGAAACAUUUGAACAAAUCCCUGGACAUGAAUCUUUUUAUUUAUGUCCUAUUUUUGUCCAUUUGGACAAACAGUUGUUUAAAUACAAACCAAAGUGAUGGAUCUUCUACUACAGGAGCUAAGCACGUUCAAUCAAUGGAGACUGAAAUGGACAACUUUAGGAGACGUCUACUUGUUAUCAUAAUUGGUAUUAUGAUCAUAGCUUUUGUCUUUACCUGUUUUUGUUUUCUCCAUUACAACUGUAUGAGCGACGAGGCACCCAAAGCAGGAACGCUCAAGAAAGAAGAUGUGACAGCCAAGUCAUCCAGAUCAUCCAAAAUAUCAUUCAGUGAACACAAGAUAGCCAGUCCAUGCAGCCUAGAAAAACAAUCCAUGCUAGCUAGUAGAGACAAGUUUUCUGGGCCCUCAAAUCCAGAAAACUCAUCCAGACCAUCCAGCGCAGAAAAGCUAAUCAGGCCCUCGAGUCCAGGAAAGCAAUGUAUAUCAUCUAGUAAAGAAAAGUUAAACAGCCUAUCAAGUCAAGAAAAGUUACAUAAGCCAUCAAGCCCACAAAAAAUAUUCAGGUCAACCCACCCAGGGAAGUCAUAUAGAACACAUAAUCUAGAAAAGCCACAUAAGCUAGCUCAUGCCUGUAAGCUAGGUGGCCAGGCCUGUUCAUCCUAUCCAAAUAAGGCAAGGAAUCUGAACGUUCUCCAGCAGCACGGGGCAAGCCAACAGGGCGGUGCAAACCGGCUGAGUGUCCUGCCUGUCCCCACUCCUCGCCGAGAGCUCGGCUCCUCCCCGCCGCGUAGCGGGGAGCCCGGCUGCCUCGCGUGCUCGGGGCGGGCCGGCGGACUGCACCGUGGUUCCUCAGCCCGGGUGCGGGACGAAAGCGCGGGGCAGAGCGGCUGCCGCGGACCGAGAAAGGGCUACGAGCGAAGCAGUGCCGCGGACGAGUUAGGGCCGGGGCAGGGGAGUCGUGUGGGGCUGAGGCGAGGCUCGCCUUCUCGGCAGGCUGCUGCGGGAACGGCGGGGCGGCGGUACUCCAGGGGGAGCGGCGGGGCCGCCGCCCCCGGGACGGGCGGGCCGGGGGCGGGCUGUGAGUGGGGCGGGAGCGGGGCGGGGGGGGGCGCGGGCGCCAGGGCGCCAGGGCGCGGGCGGCUGGGGGGCGGGGGAAGCGCGGAGAGCCUAGGAGGGCAGGCGGUGGCGGGGCCGCCCGCCUCGCCGCCCGCUUCACGCCGCCGGCCCACGCCGCAGUGUGUUUUGUGGACGGCACCUUCCCAGACAGCUCAGUAG
Messenger RNA from Odobenus rosmarus divergens (Pacific walrus), 1287 nucleotides. RefSeq lists its product as uncharacterized. Bases 40 to 1287 code for a protein of 415 amino acids. The record is from RefSeq and is a predicted model, not a curated record. The transcript has 6 exons. Lineage: Eukaryota; Metazoa; Chordata; Mammalia; Carnivora; Odobenidae.